AUGGAUGUUGACGUCGAAACCCCCGGAAGCCAAGAAGCUCCAGUUUAUGUGGAUCAACAAGGCCGAUGGAAACACCUUUACAACGUCCUAAGCAAGCGGGGUCCUUAUACAGACGAAGACUGGAUCCCUGGCCCCGAAACUAUUCAGUCUCUUGAAUCUUCUAAAAUUCUCGGAGCUGGAGGCCUAGGAUGUGAGAUCUUGAAGAAUUUGGCUUUGUCGGGCUUCAAAGACAUCCACGUUAUCGACAUGGACACUAUUGAUAUCUCAAAUUUGAACCGGCAAUUCCUUUUCCGCCAGGCUGAUAUCGGAAAACCGAAAGCCGAGGUUGCCGCUGCUUUUGUGGAGAAGAGAGUCAAGGGAGUCACCAUUACACCUUAUGUUGGAAAGAUCCAAGAUAAGGAUGAAGACUACUAUAUGCAAUUUAAGAUUAUCAUCUGUGGACUGGACAGUAUCGAAGCUCGACGCUGGAUCAAUGCUACGUUGAUCUCGAUGGUUGAUAUGGAAGAUCCUGAGAGUCUGAAGCCUCUAGUUGACGGCGGAACUGAAGGUUUCAAGGGACAAGCACGUGUGAUCCUGCCCACACUCUCAUCAUGCAUUGAAUGCCAACUUGAUAUGCACGCUCCCCGUCCAGCAGUCCCUCUCUGCACUAUUGCCACCAUCCCACGCCAGCCUCAACAUUGCAUCGAGUGGGCCCACCAGAUCGCAUGGCAAGAGAAGCGUAAAGAUGAUUCCUUCGACAGCGACGAUAUGGAACAUAUCUCGUGGGUGUACAAUGCCGCCUAUGAACGAGCACAGCAUUUUCACAUCCACGGUGUGACCUUCCAGAUGACCCAGGGCGUGGUCAAGAACAUCAUACCUGCUAUCGCAUCAACGAAUGCUGUUAUUGCGGCAUCCACAACAUCUGAGGUGCUCAAGAUCGCCAGCUCUUGCAACCCAUACCUAUCCAACUACAUGAUGUAUGCUGGCGAGGAAGGGGUGUACACCUACACUUUCGAGGCGGAGAAGAAGCCCGACUGCCCGGUGUGUGGCAACCUUGCCCGGAAGUUGAACGUGGAUCCCAAUAUCACGCUGGGUGAAUUUAUCGAAAGCCUUGGCGAGAGGGCCGAGUCUCAGCUGAAGAAACCUAGCAUGCGAACAGAAGAGAAAACCCUCUACCAGCGCUUCCCGCCUCAGCUGGAGGAAAUGACGAGACCUAACUUGAAGCUGAAACUGGCAGAGCUGCUCGAGGAUGGCCAGGAGAUUGCUGUUAGCGACCCGGCCUACACCAUUGACUUCCGCUUCCGUCUUGACUUCAAUCAAGCGUAG
Messenger RNA from Penicillium soppii, 1305 nucleotides. Its product is annotated as NEDD8-activating protein UBA3. The record is from RefSeq and is a predicted model, not a curated record. Bases 1 to 1305 code for a protein of 434 amino acids. NCBI's taxonomy places the organism in Eukaryota, Fungi, Ascomycota, Eurotiomycetes, Eurotiales, Aspergillaceae. Gene Ontology annotation, cellular component: cytoplasm; nucleus. Gene Ontology annotation, biological process: protein neddylation. Gene Ontology annotation, molecular function: NEDD8 activating enzyme activity. The transcript has 5 exons.